Messenger RNA from Gossypium raimondii (Peruvian cotton), 1799 nucleotides. Its product is annotated as glucan endo-1,3-beta-glucosidase 5. Gene Ontology annotation, cellular component: plasma membrane. NCBI's taxonomy places the organism in Eukaryota, Viridiplantae, Streptophyta, Magnoliopsida, Malvales, Malvaceae. The coding region runs from base 159 to 1622 and encodes 487 amino acids. Gene Ontology annotation, biological process: carbohydrate metabolic process. The record is from RefSeq and is a predicted model, not a curated record. Gene Ontology annotation, molecular function: hydrolase activity, hydrolyzing O-glycosyl compounds. The transcript is spliced from 2 exons.
UGGAAUCCAGUUCUUUCCCCUUUUCUUAUCCCUCUCGUAAAAGCACAUUUUUCCUCAACCCUUUAUAUAUAUGUAUAUGGCUUUAAACUUCAAAACCAGACAUCCAAGAACAACUCAACUUUUUUCUAUUUUCAGACAGUGAUUGUUCUCUAAAAGAAAUGGGUGGAUUUCGUUUGUUUUGGUUAUUGUUUGUUUGGGUGUUGGGAAUUGAGAGGGGUGUAUCUGGUUUGGCCUGCAACUGGGGGUUGCAGUCGACUCAUCCAUUGCCGCCUAACAUAGUGGUGAAGCUACUUAAAGACAAUGGAUUCGAUAAAGUGAAGCUGUUUGAAGCUGAUCCAGGUGCACUUAAGGCACUUGGGAAAUCGGGAAUUCAGGUUAUGGUGGGGAUACCGAAUGAUAUGUUGGCAUCGCUUGCUGGAAGCGCUGGAAAUGCUGAAGCCUGGGUUCAACAAAAUGUUUCUAAUUAUAUUUCCAAAUAUGGAACUGAUAUAAGGUUAGUAGCCAUUGGCAAUGAACCUUUUCUUCAUUCGUACAAAGAUAUGUUCACCCAAACAACAUUACCAGCCCUUCAAAACAUUCAAGCAGCUCUGGGCAAAGCUGGCCUAGGCAAGAAGGUGAAGACAACAGUACCGUUAAACGCGGAUGUCUACCAGACCGACAGUGGCUUACCGUCCGGUGGUGAUUUCCGACCCGAUAUCCGUGACCUAAUGCUUAAGAUCAUCAAGUUCAUUCAAGACAAUGGUGGCAUUCUCACCAUUAACAUCUACCCUUUUCUUAGUCUCCAAGCUGACCCCAAUUUCCCUAAAGAAUUUGCUUUCUUUAACAACAAGGCUAAUCCCGUCGUCGAUGGUCCCAUUGUUUACACCAAUGUUUAUGAUGCCAACUUCGAUACCCUCAUUUCGGCCCUUGAAAAGAAUGGAUUCGGACAAAUGCCGGUUGUCAUUGGCGAAGUAGGUUGGCCAACUGACUGUGACCCUAACGCGAACAUAGACAACGCCCGCAGGUUCAACCAAGGCCUUCUCGACCGUAUCAUUCGAGGCCAAGGCACCCCAAAACGUCGUGCCCCACCUGACGUGUACAUAUUUUCUCUCAUCGACGAAGACAACAAGAGUGUUGAGCCUGGGAACUUCGAGAGGCAUUGGGGUAUCUUCAAUUACGAUGGAAGUAUCAAAUAUCCGUUGGAUUUGGGAAAAGGCAAAGCACUCACCCAAGCCAAAGGCGUCAAGUACUUGGCUAGGCAAUGGUGCGUGUUAUCGCCUUCAGUGGGCGUUUCGGACCCCAACGCGUUGGCUCAAAGCAUUAGCCAAGCUUGCCAGUACGCCGAUUGCACAAGCAUUGGCCCCGGAUCCUCGUGUUCUAAUCUAGACCCCCAACGCAACGCUUCAUAUGCGUUCAAUAUGUAUUAUCAAACCAUGGAUCAAAGGAAAGAUGCAUGUUCGUUUAAUAACUUAUCAACGGUUACAACCGUGGAUCCAUCUCAGCCACCUUGUCGUUUCGAGAUCAUGAUCGACAUCGGGAAACACGAACUCUCUGUGUCUAACAAAGUUCCAGCAGCCGGAUUUGGAAGCCUGCUACUUGUAUCUCUGAUGCUGGUAUUGGGUUUGGCUAAUGGUGUCCACUGAUUGGAAUCCAUCCUUUGCCUUUGAUGCAGAGUCAAGCAGGCAAAUGAUAUGAUCAGUUUCAUUUCUUUUGUUUGUUGAUUUUAAAAUUUUCCUAGGACUGCAUUGAUUAUUUAAUGUGACUCCUUUUUACAUUGUAAAAUAACCAUUGAUUCUAUAAAUUUAUUGUUGAAUUUUAAA